Molecule: messenger RNA, 864 nt
Organism: Aspergillus alliaceus
Lineage: Eukaryota; Fungi; Ascomycota; Eurotiomycetes; Eurotiales; Aspergillaceae
Exons: 2
Coding region: 169-654 (161 amino acids)
Source: RefSeq, a predicted model, not a curated record
GAUUGAGGUCAUGCUCGAUCACUUGUUGGGGUCUUCUGAGCAUAGAUGCAAAGAACGUAAAUAGGAGGGGGUCCCAUAGACAUUCGCAGUCCUCAAGCCUUCUGAAGUCCACAUACCUUACUUCAUUGCCAUUGAUUCCCACUACCCAUCUCCAAACAAAUCGAUACCAUGAAGUAUUCUAUGCUUUCAAUUGUGGCCCUGGUCGCCCCUACCCUGGGCAAUCCAGCCUACUACUGGAGACAAUACCUCUCGCGCCCAAUCCAUCCAGCCAAUGCUGGAGAUGUCAUUGUCCACAACUAUAUUUCAUCCGAUGUGGAUGUGGAUGUAGAACCACAAGGGAUUCAAUUCACUCUCCAUCCCGGACAAGGACAAUCAGUUCCCGGUGCCCCGGUCGCGGAUGUGAAAUUCAACCAGGAGGUGGAAGUCAGCUAUGUUUCUGGUGAUCAAGGCACGUUUAAUUAUGUUAUUCAGCCAAUUGGCGGGAACUUCGAUGGUUGUGUCUAUGUAUCGCCGCAGGGAUGCGGCACUCUGAGCUGGUGCUCUGGAGAUCCCGCAUCGAACCCAGUGACCUGUCCCGAUGGAACAACCCUCCCAGUAAACUUGUAUCCCUCUAGAUCCAGGGGGAGGAAGACUGCACAUGAAUUUCUGCUGUAAUGGGAAGGCAGCAUACCACUGAUCGCACGCACAGCUAUUCAACCAGCUGAGUUUGCGAGCGACGAUCUAUUCAACAUAGCAGUCAUCUGUAAGGAAUUGUGGAUAGCUUACCUCGUGUAAUUGAAUAUAAUGGUAAAUCGGAAGAACUAAGAAUGACACCCAGUUUCGACUAGUAAGUAAUGGCUUUGCUGCGACAUGUAAAUGGGAGUG